Messenger RNA from Lemur catta (Ring-tailed lemur), 630 nucleotides. Its product is annotated as sperm-associated antigen 11B-like. The coding region runs from base 50 to 379 and encodes 109 amino acids. The record is from RefSeq and is a predicted model, not a curated record. Gene Ontology annotation, biological process: antimicrobial humoral immune response mediated by antimicrobial peptide. Lineage: Eukaryota; Metazoa; Chordata; Mammalia; Primates; Lemuridae. Gene Ontology annotation, cellular component: extracellular region. The transcript has 3 exons.
CCUGGGCCUGCCCACCCCGCGCCCUUCCCGCCGCGGUGCCGCAGCCGACAUGAAGCAGCCAUCUCUCCCUCCCUUUGCCAGCCUUCUCCUUGUGGCCCUGCUGUUUCCAGGGCCGUCCGGAGCCCGCUAUGUUAACCCCUCGGGCACUGCGGGGCCCAGAGAACUCGCGGAAGGGUCGCCUGGUCCCUCGUCACGCCGCCAAGUAAAACGCUACGUCUUACCGCCGCGUACCCCGCCUUACGAGGAACCUGAACCAAAUUUCUAUGUUGUCAACUGCAAGAGAAGUGAAGGCUACUGUCAAGAAUUUUGUAACUAUAUGGAAACGCAAGUAGGCUACUGCUCUAAAAAGAAAGAUGCCUGCUGUUUACGUAGGAGCUGACGUUGCUGACGUAGAAGCCCAAGCUCAACCACCUGCCUGUUCUCCUAGGCCACGACUCUGUCAGUCCCGGAUUUCUGAGAAGUAUCUGAGCAGGGAGGAGCUGAAGUUACCGUUCGUGCCAGACAGUCUAAACAUUUUAUGGUGGCAAAAUAAAUGACAAAAAUGCUACACGCGAUCUUACACAAAGUGACUUAGCUUAGCUUAUGCUGGUAGAUGUGUAUGUAAUAAAAUGUCACAGGAAAGCAUUCAAA